Aspergillus glaucus CBS 516.65 is the source of this 1261-nucleotide messenger RNA. RefSeq names its product CAAX prenyl protease RCE1. Gene Ontology annotation, biological process: CAAX-box protein processing. Gene Ontology annotation, cellular component: endoplasmic reticulum membrane. The record is from RefSeq and is a predicted model, not a curated record. The transcript is spliced from 3 exons. Bases 140 to 1135 code for a protein of 331 amino acids. Lineage: Eukaryota; Fungi; Ascomycota; Eurotiomycetes; Eurotiales; Aspergillaceae. Gene Ontology annotation, molecular function: metalloendopeptidase activity.
ACAAUCACCACUGCCUGAGGUGUCAAUGGUGUCCACUUAGUCAUCACGUGUCAUUGUCUGGUCUUGAUAUUGUCCUGUUGGUAUAUCUUCUCUUUCUUCUGUAUAUUUAUUUUAUUCUUCCAUAUAUUUGGUCUCAACAAUGGCGCCUGUCUCCCUUCUCGCCCGAUUCAAAAGUCUCUACUCCGGACGCGAUGAACCCGUCCUGUCAGUCAACAUGGCUGCUGUAGCUUCGAUUCUUCUGACUCUCGCCUACGUCGUACCAUUCUACGUCUCUUCCAUCACUCGCCCAUCGCCCAGUCUCAGUCGCGAUGCUCCAUCAGUCAUCCGCGCGCGAAUCCGCGCCGUCACUCUAUCCACACUGGGUGGCUCCCUCGUGGUCCUCUGGAUGAUUCUAAGCAAAACCAAUGCGCCUCUCGACCACGCUCUUCAUCUCCUGGGCUGGUGGCCUAUCGCCCCCAGCGACAUCUUCCGCUCGUUACUUCUCACGGCCAUUCUAUUCCUAGGCCCCCUCUUUGAACGAGGAAUCGCCGAAGGUGAAUGGCGAGAAUGGAUCCACGGCGGUAGAAUCUCCGAAUCCCUCCGUGGCUGGAUGGGUUGGAGAAACUACGUGGCCGGGCCUGUCACUGAGGAAAUCAUGUUCCGAUCAAUCAUCAUCACUCUGCAUCUCCUCGCUAAAGUAUCUUCCGGACGCAUUGUCUUCAUCGCACCUGUGUACUUUGGCAUUGCACAUGUCCACCACUUCUACGAGUUCCGUCUCACUCAUCCCGACACUUCAAUUCUGCUUGCUCUUCUCCGCUCUUUCGUUCAGUUCACCUAUACGACUAUCUUUGGCUGGUACGCCAAUUUUCUCUACCUGCGCACUGGCUCACUGUUUCCUGUUAUCCUCGCCCACAGCUUCUGCAACUGGUGCGGCUUGCCCCGAUUCUGGGGACGCGUCGAAACUGGUGUCGCUCUGGCACCACCCGUCAAAGGUAAAGAUGACGAGCGCGAGCGGAGUCCAAUCUACGUGACUCCCGGAGAACUAGGAAUUGGAUGGACAGUAGCGUACUAUGUGCUCCUUGUCGUCGGGGCUGUUGGAUUCUGGUAUGCUUUGUGGCCGUUGACGGAGUCGAGUCAUGCUUUGGCGGGUUUUUGAUGUCAUCUUGGAGCUUGCUGUUUUGGGAUGGGAUACGAGUCAUGUGUAAGAUAUACAGGUUUAUCGAAUAGUAUUUUAGACUAGUCAUGUCAGGUACCAAUGUCAUAUACGGCAUAUAAUACCCAG